Molecule: messenger RNA, 1322 nt
Organism: Pristis pectinata (smalltooth sawfish)
Lineage: Eukaryota; Metazoa; Chordata; Chondrichthyes; Rhinopristiformes; Pristidae
Product: transcriptional repressor scratch 1-like
Exons: 2
Coding region: 396-1277 (293 amino acids)
Biological process (GO): regulation of DNA-templated transcription
Molecular function (GO): DNA-binding transcription factor activity, RNA polymerase II-specific; RNA polymerase II cis-regulatory region sequence-specific DNA binding
Source: RefSeq, a predicted model, not a curated record
CUGAAAUUAGAUCCGAGACUGGCCCCAGCACAGGAGUCGCUGGGAGCUGUCCAGUGCUGAAAUUUAAGCAGGGACUUUACCCCCAGCUCAGGAGUCGCUGGGAGCUGUCCGGUGCUGAAAUUGAAGCGGGGACUUACCCUCAGCUCAGGAGUCGCUGGGAGCUGUCCGGUGCUGAAAUUGAAGCGGGGACUUCACCCUCAGCACGGGAGUCGCUGGGAGCCGUCCCGUGCUGAAACUGAACGCCAGCUCUUCCCCCCGCAGAAAAGCCGCUGGGAGCCGUCCAGUGUUCAGGCUGAACCCGGGUCUCUACCCCCAACGGAACGAGGCGCUGGGAGCUGUUCGGUACGGAAACUAAAACCUGCUCUCUGCUCCGCACCGGUCCGUAGAAGGAAAAUAUGCCGCGAUCCUUCCUUGUUAAGAAAGUCAAGCUGGAUGAUUUCCCAUCCCCUACCACCAGCAUCCCAUCGCCGACUUCAGACUACGAUAACCCCUAUGCCAGAGGCGCCACCAAUAACGUUGGGAGUCUAACCACUAGAUUGCACGAAAAAGGGUACAUCACCGAGUAUAUGACGCCUUCCGUUUACGACGGAGACCCCCAGAACGCGAUUAAGCUGUCCUCGCCCGAGCCGAUCUAUGCAACAGUGCACGGUGAAUACGGAGUCCCUGACUCGGAAGCACCGGACAGCCCGCAAUCCGGAAUUACAACCGGCUACAUCAACGGGGAUGCGGCGGUAAGCGAAGGCUACACGGUGGAUGCCUUCUUCAUCACUGACGGCAGGUCGAGGAGGAAAGCGAUCGGCGGCUCCAGGAAUACCAUCCAGCGGCACACUUGCAACGACUGCGGCAAAACGUACGCCACGUCGUCCAAUCUGAGCCGGCACAAGCAGACACACCGAAGCCUGGACAGUAAAAUGGCUAAGAAAUGUCCGACCUGCGCCAAGGUUUACGUCUCCAUGCCGGCCAUGGCCAUGCACCUGCUCACUCACGACCUCAAGCACAAGUGUGAAAUCUGCGGCAAGGCGUUCAGCAGACCUUGGCUCCUGCAAGGUCACAUGCGCUCUCACACCGGGGAGAAGCCGUUCGGCUGCGCGCACUGUGGGAAAGCGUUCGCCGACCGCUCCAACCUCCGCGCCCAUAUGCAGACUCACUCGGCGUUCAAGCACUUCAAAUGCAAACGUUGUAACAAGACCUUCGCUCUCAAGUCUUACCUGAACAAGCAUUACGAGUCCGCCUGUUUUAAAGGCGCCGUGCCGGCACUGAAUGCAGUGGAAGCUUGAUGCCCGUUCUUCUCUCUCGCCCCUCCCUCUACCACCUUUUCCCCU